CGCAUUCCAACCAUAACCAUUUCUUCAUCAUAUUGUCAAAAUCACCCACAUCCCAAAAAUCCAAAUAUGUACGAGGAUGUUAUGAGUCAAAUCAAAGGGAGAACAGUCCAAGCCCUGGAAGACAUCAAGACUCACACCACACGAAUGUUCGAGGAACAAACUCAUGCAGCACAGGCUAGGAUCAGAACCAUCGAAGAUAACGCUAAGAAUGAAAUGGCUAGGAUACAGGCUGAUUUAGAUUUGAAAAUGGAAGAGACUAAGAAAAUCCACAAAGACGCCGUCACAAACAUCAGGGCUUUCGAGAAAGAAGCGAUUGCUGUCUUGAAAGACCUUUGGCAGUCUACUAGAUCCAAGCUCCAAGAAAUGUGUGAUAAUACAGCUGAAGUGGGAGCAGGGAGCUUCGUGACUACAAUGACCAAAGAUAUAAUUACAAACACCAACGCGUUGCUCGAUAAGCUGAUCGCAAUGAUCAAAAGCUGCGCAGCAUCUGCAGUGAACACUCUGGAUGCGUAUCUGAAGGAUAGUACGGGAGGAGCUACAUCUAGCAAGGAAAACGAAUGUUCAAAGGAUACUUACAUUAAUCGUCAAUAAAGUGCGUCUAUUCAUCGGUA
Acanthoscelides obtectus is the source of this 611-nucleotide messenger RNA. The record is from the annotation of a GenBank genome assembly. NCBI's taxonomy places the organism in Eukaryota, Metazoa, Arthropoda, Insecta, Coleoptera, Chrysomelidae.